AUGGCGUCAAACGGGAGCAGCUCACCGUCUCCUGUACCACACAGGCGACAGUCUGCCAAGAAGUCGGCGCUCAACGUGGCCUCGCGGGUGCUGGAAGCGACCAGCACCUUUGCUGAGUAUGCCGAGCGGCGUCAUGAGCUCUUGGCAGCUAUCAAUGACGGACUAGAGGAUCAUGUGCGUAUAAUGGAGGAACGGGCGAAACAGGCUGUCGCCCACGCAUCAGCAGUGGCUGAAGCUAGCAGGGCUCAGGAGACGGAGUGCCUGGAGUACAUUGAGGGACUGGAGGUCAGAAUCAGGAGCUUGCAGCGGACCAAGCGGGAAUGUGCGGCGGAGUUAAAUGCCUUUCGAGCAGCACUCACAACAGACCGCCAGGGCCUAGAGGAGGAGCUUCACGAUUUGCAUCGGGCUGUAGCGGAGGCGCAUCGACAGAAGCUACUCGCCCAAGAAGAGCAGGAGCACUACGAGAUGUUGCGCGACGCCGCAAAGCGACGCUACGAACUGGCCGAGACUCACCUGGAGAACUUCACAGCGAAGGUCGAGCACCGCUUCCAGGAGGCUGUCGCAUCUCUCCAGGCAUCGGUGCAAGAGCGGAAACGGUGGGCAGAUGAACAGUGCGCCCUUAAUGAGAAGCGUGUGCACGAGGCUUCAUGGCGAGCGGAGCAGAGCCACUUCGGCGACUUUCCUUGUGAUGCCCCCGAGGAGGCCGUGAGGGCUUCCUCUGUGAAGUUUGCCACGCCAUGCGCAGCGGUAGUGGAGCCGACAUGCAUGCACCAGCUGGAGCGGGACGUCGCGGCGCUCGGAGCAUCUGCGGCGAGUCGAUUGCAACUCAUCGUGGAGCAGCAGAACGCAGCCGAAAAUCGACUCGAUAGACCUUCACUCCACAUCACUGGAGAGGGCUGCGACUCGAUUAGCGCGUUGUGUCAUACUUCUGCGCAGGCGGUGUCAGGGGAUGAGAACGAGAUCUGGAAGGGAAAGCAGCGGGACACCUUCGACAGUGUUUCCGCCUCCGAUGUGAUAUGCCCGCUCAGCGCUUCAGAAGUGGUGGUGAAGCACACGCUGAUGGAAGUGUGUACUAAGGCUGCCUCAGCUUCGCCAACCACAAGCGCAAAGGCUCCUGCGCGCCCUCACGAAUCUUCUUCAAGAGCAGCGGCACCCCUUCGUAUCGCUACCGCCACUCCCUCUGUAAGCUGGAGUGCGCCAUCGCCAAUUACCCAAAAGGUACUGCUCUCUGCUUCAGUACGGAAGUCCUCGUUGCUGGAGUCGUCUCCUCCGCAGAGUGCACGUGCGGCAUCCCCAGAACGCCGGCUUAUCGAUGAUCUCCCGUGCAGCACAGAUGCCUUUGCGACCGUCUUUACUCCUCGCAAGUGUUAG
Leishmania braziliensis MHOM/BR/75/M2904 is the source of this 1371-nucleotide messenger RNA. RefSeq lists its product as hypothetical. The transcript has a single exon. The record is from RefSeq and is a predicted model, not a curated record. NCBI's taxonomy places the organism in Eukaryota, Euglenozoa, Kinetoplastea, Trypanosomatida, Trypanosomatidae. The coding region runs from base 1 to 1371 and encodes 456 amino acids.